This is a messenger RNA of Naegleria gruberi, 1335 nucleotides long. RefSeq lists its product as uncharacterized. NCBI's taxonomy places the organism in Eukaryota, Heterolobosea, Eutetramitea, Acrasida, Naegleriidae. The record is from RefSeq and is a predicted model, not a curated record. The transcript has a single exon. The coding region runs from base 1 to 1335 and encodes 444 amino acids.
AUGACCCAAAACUCAUCAACACCAACAUCACCAAUUCUCGGUUCGUCAUCGUUUGAUGACAACAAAUCGGAGGCAAGUUCCACACCUUAUGAACCAUCCCCAGAGUUAUUUAAAAAGCCAACAAAAACAAUCAUACAAACAUCUGAUGAUGAUUAUGACUUUGAAGAAGAGAACGAUAAUAAUAAGAAAGAAGAAUCUUCUGAUGACGAUUCAGCUAACAAAUACGAAGAAGAAAGAAAAAAGAAAAUAGAAAGAAACAAAAUGUUACUUGCUAAUUUAGGCCUUGGUAAUGGUUUAUUACCAAAGAAUAAUAACUCUACCACAACAAAGAAAUCAAGAAGGUCAACCGGAAGUGAAAGUGGUGAACCAACAGAAGUCAGAAGAUCUUCCAGACUUUCGUCUAAACCAAAACCAGUCUACAACUAUAGAGAACUUGAAAAGGUAGAAAAAGAAUCUAGAAGAGUCAUUGCACAAGAGAAAAAGCUAAAGAAGGAAGAACAAAGAUUAAAAUACUUUUCAAAGAGAACACUGAGGAAACAUCGUGGUGAAGAGGAAGAAAGUGCUGAAGAAACUGAUGAAGACACUUACGUUUCCGAAUAUAAUGAAAAUAAUAAGAGAAGAAGCUCAAGAAAUAAGAAGAAGAUUGAUUAUGCAGGUUUGGAACAUGGAGACUCAGAAAGUGAAGGUGAAUUUGAAGAAUUUGACCAGGUGACAGUAGUAGUGGAAGAAUCUCCAAAAAAGAAAAAGAAAGUCACCAAAAAGAGUACGAUUGCUUCUCCAGUAUGCUCUUUUUCAAAUUUUACAAUAUCAGAUGAACAUGCUGUUAGCUACACUGAAAUUGGUGGAACAGUUGCUGAGACACCAAGCGAUGAGAAUAUCACUCAUGUCGUUACAAAGGUCUACAAGAGAACUCUCAAACUCAUGUGUGGAAUAAUUAGAGGAGCUUACAUAGUGUCGGAAGAUUGGCUCCUGGAUUCUUUAGAAAAUGGAUAUUUUGUUGAUGAGAAACCAUAUCUCAUUAAGGCUGAUGGUGUGAGUCUAUUACAAGCAAGAAAACGUGCCUUAGCCCAACCAAUAUUUGCAGAUCUCAAAUUCUUUAUUUGUGAUGAUGUACAAGCUCGUGAUAUUGUAACACAAAUCAUUGAAACAGGUUCAGGGUCGAUUAUCACUGCCAUUGAUGAAAUGUUGGAAGAGGACUAUGAUUUUGAGAAUUGCUAUAUUAUAUACGAAGAGGAAGAGACAAAAGACAAGUAUCCAACACUACCAAACGAAGUUUUCAGGACAAAGGAAUUUAUCUUCACAGCUGCUGUGUCCCAAAAAAUAGAAGAUGUGUAG